AAUAUACGACCUUGUUACCUAGUCAUUAGUGCCAUUAUGAGUGCCAAAGCCAGAACGAGGCACUUACAGAUUAUACUCCAGAGGAAGAACUAGAAAAUCUGCGAAAUGAAGUUGGUGUGCUGCAAAGGGCUGUGGAAAGCAAGAGUGCCGCAGUGGGCAUCCUCAGGUCAGAGCUGCAAGAGUGCCAGAGAGAGAGGGACAAGUUCCGCAUGAUGGCUGAGCAGGGAGCUAUUCACAGGUCGUCUGCACCUGCCGUCUCUAAGCCUGCAUACUCGGACCCUGGUAGAUCGGCAAUGCUCAGCGGCUCGGAAGGAACUUUGGCCCAGCUCCUGUCACAGUCCAAGGAAGAAAACAAGAUGCUGCGGCUCGAUGUGACUGAACUGAAGUGUAAACUGCAUGACGCCCAGGCUGACAUCAAGGUGCUACGGGAGGAAGUGCACCGCCUGCGAGGUGGGGAAGGCCGCAGAAGAAGCAUUGCACACACAACCGUUAGCCAGCUUGCUCAUCAAGAGAGAGAGCAGUUCAUCUCACAAAUGGAGGCUCUCAGUGCAAAAUGCCAGGCCCUAGAGGGAGAUGUACGUGGCCUAGUUGAGGAGAGGGAAGAGCUGGUGCGUGAACUGGAUGCUGCCACGCACAAGCUCCACCGACUCAACCACAUUCUCAAUACUGUCCUGUCCUCUGUGUCGAGCCCAGGAGCACCCAAGCGGAUCAUUGACCUUGAUGCCAUUAUCACAGAGAACAGAUACCUUCAGCAAAGAAUGAAACAGACAGAAGAGGAGAGAAACCUUGCACGGAGCAAUGCAUCGAAGUAUAAGGCAGCACUGGAAAAGUGCCGUUCCCAGGGAUCACUCAAGCUAGGCACUUCGGAAAACCUAAUAGUUACCCCAAAGCAAGUGGGUGAGCUGCUGAAAGACUACCGAGGUGAGGUAGGCGGAGCAGCAGAGAGUGACCUGAAAUCGUUGUGUGUUGCCCUCGUUGAUGCACUGAACCAACGAUCAAGAGCUUUAAGGACCCAGCGUUCUGCUAACAAAGUGUUGGUUGGACGAGUGACAGAACUUGAGAGACAGUUGGCCACUGGGGAUGUUAAAGAUAUAGAAGGAAUGGAUGACACUGAUGGGAGCAAGAGAUUGGCAGCAGGACCUCAGCUGGGAUCCCUUAGCCUGAUGGAUGGCUAUGUUCAUCCAUCUGGCCCCAUUCCCAAGUACUCGCAGGAGGAAAUCUUACAGGACCCGCGGCUUAUGAAGCUCUUACAGGGUAGCAGUGUUAAGGAAGGGGAAGUGAGUGCUAGGAAAGAAAAUGCUGAUCAUAGUAUUGAGAAAAAUGAAGUCAGUGUCCGCAAAGAAGACCCAAGAUGUAAAGGCUCAAGUGAGACAGGUGUUGUGAAUAAACAGAGUCCAACAAAGGCUGAAUCUCAGACUAAUGGUGACAAGACACAGGGCAGUGCCUCCAACAAAAGUGCCUCAAGUAUUAGCAAUAUAAACAACCAGAAUAAAGAACUCUCACAGGGUAACGAGGGGUGCGAGGAUAAAGAAUCAAGUAAUAAUGAAAAGGAUCAUGUAAAGGAAAGGGACAAAGGACCAGAAAAGGGAGUCUCAGAAAACCAGAAAGGUGAACAGAACAGUAAGUCCUUGCAGAAAGUCAGUAAAAACACUGGAAGUUUAAGUGUGAAUGGUGUUCCCACAAGUAAAGUAACCACAUACAUAAAUCCCAAUGAUGACCUAGAGGAAAUCAUACCCAUAGAUCAGUUGGACUCAUACAUCAAGGAGGUUCAGCUCCAGCGAAAGCAAACCAAGAAACCUGCUGCAACCUCUGACUCAAGCUCUUCUGAGAACAAGGUCAGUGAAGAGCCAGCUACCUCAAAUGCAGAAAGCAAAAUUGAUCAGCCUUCAAAAACUGCCAAUGGGACUGACAGUACAGGUGUACAAGAUAUCCAUUCACUCAAUACACAAGUUAUAGAAGAGGAAGACGAGGGUGAUGAUGAUGACAGCAGCUUUGAUCUGGACAUCAGCGACUAUGAUAGUGACAAUGACAACCUUGACGCAGCCCUGGAGGAAUGGCAGAAAGACUUUGCUCUGAAGGGAGGUCAAGGCAAAAACAAGGCCCUCAAGACAAAAAGCAGUCCAUCCAAGGAAGGGAAGCCAAGUGCAAGAGAGAAAUUCCGUCUAUUCAAGAGGGACAACAGUACAGAGACGGAACUCCCUCCUGCCCUCCAAAAGCUCCUUGAUCAAGCCACUGCCGAUGCUAUAGGCGAUGGGAUGCCGUGCACCUGAGCCUGGCACACACUGUCAGUUCUUAGGCAAUCUAAUGCAAAGCAAGCAUUUUUCUUAUUGUUUUUUUCAUUUUCACUUAUUUGAUUACACAUAUUGAGUUGUAUUGGAACACUGGUAAUAUGGUGUGGACUCAGAAGAUAAAACACGCAUUCAACAGAAAAGAUUAUGAUACUUAGAGACACCAUGAGGCCUACUGCUCAGCAUUAUACUUAAAGACUAAUGAAACACAGAUCUACAUGAUAAAACAAUAGAAAGUUAAACUGAUAUAUAUAAUAGCAUAAGCAUAUCUAAAUACAGAGAAGUUAAUAGUUAGAACAAAAUAUAUAUCUAAAGUCAUAACUGCAUAAUUUUUUUUUUUUUUUUUUUUUUUUUUUUUUUAAUAACUAAUAAGCUACUUCCAAGUUGAAACAAAAAAACAAGAGAUCUGAAAUAACAGCAACACACAAAUAAAUAUAUCUUAUACAAUCAGACCAAUAAGAGGAUAGAAAGAGAGAGUACACAAAUGAGUGUAUGAGCAAGACAGGAGUGUAAGUGAGUGAGAGUAGGAGUAUGAGCGCGAGUGCCUGGUCCUUUGAACAAAGCUGUAUAACUCGUCAGGAAUUCCCAUUUCUUGAAGACACCCACAAUAAAGGGAAACUGCAUUCAUUGUAUUCAGACAAUAAGCUCUAAAAGCUAGGUUUAUAUUAACUGAAACUUAAUACCAUCCAAGUUAUUGUAUUCUUAUUUUUUGCUUAUUAGUGCUUUAGUUUCACAGAUUUAUUCAUGUAUUCCUUUGUGAUUUUGCUUUUAUUAGCUGACUUGAUUUUUGUUUGAUUCAUUUGUAUAUCUUGGUAUUAUAUUAUAUUCCAGCAGAAUAGGCUUUUUAAGGCUUAUAGGUUAUUGUACAUGAAAAUUUUAAAUCAUAAUGUUUGUACAAAUAUUCAGAUUUGAAAAGAAAAUGAAAUAUAGUUCAGUAAUUUUUCUUCCUUCUGAUUGGAUGAAUAUUUCUUUUAGCACAAACUGAAAAAGGUCCUUGCUAAUUCAGUCAGUAAUUUCUUUCAUCUUUUAUAUGGGAAAACACUAUCAUGUAUUUACAUGCAUUUUUUUUUCUAAUUCAAUACCAAUUCCAGAGUUUAUUACAUAUAUUGUAGAUUUUUAAUUUUUAAUUUAUAGCAGUUAUAUCAAAAUAUACCUCAUAUUUGGUUCACAUACAUCUUUCAAGCUAAGCAUUUAUAUACUGCUGGUAUACAUUACCAAAAGAAGAAAAACUUAAAUGUACAAUAUAAAUAAUAAAUUAUAUUCUAUAAC
Messenger RNA from Penaeus vannamei (Pacific white shrimp), 3557 nucleotides. Its product is annotated as coiled-coil domain-containing protein 149. The record is from RefSeq and is a predicted model, not a curated record. Lineage: Eukaryota; Metazoa; Arthropoda; Malacostraca; Decapoda; Penaeidae.